AUGCCUUUUGACCACCACCUCGUCGCUCCGAACGACGACAGGAUGCUGAACGAUGAACAAUCUGACGAUGACGCUCGCUCGGAAGAUUAUCGUACCAUGCCGUCUUCGUCAAAGCGAGUUGCGCGGCGUGAUCCCGACGAGUACAAGCUGAGCAAUGCGCUCAAGGUUCCUCGCGCAACGACCUACACGGCCCAGGCACUGUACGAACAGAUUCUGUCGAAUGAUAUCAACUUGGACCCUGAGUACCAGCGAGAUGUUGUCUGGACUCAACAAAAGCAAACAGGGCUCGUAGAUUCUGUCUUGAGGAACUUUUAUAUACCGCCGAUAAUAUUCGCGGUGAACACAUUUGAUGAUGGGACAGAAACCAAGACUUGUAUCGACGGCAAGCAGAGACUUACGUCAAUUCAUAGAUUCAUGGAAGGUCUGAUUCCGCGUAAGAAUUGCCCGUUCGUUGGUCUUUCGCCAUUGACAAAGUAUUUCUACUGCUUUAGACCAAGACCAGUGCGCUGCGAUAAUCUUUCCCGUUUGUCCUUGACUGAUUAUCCUGCCCACAGUGAGACGGGUGAAAAGUAUUGGUACAAAGACAACCCUGGGGCCCCGAGCAAACGGGAAAAGAACCUGCUCCCCGAGUAUCUUUGUCGAUUGUUUGCAAACAAGCAGGUUGUAUGUGUCGAAUAUCAGGACUUGACUGAUGACGGCGAACGAGACAUCUUCCAACGUGUCCAGUUGGGUAUGGCCUUAACUCCUUCAGAGAAAUUGCAAGUUAUCAACACUCCUCGAGCCCAGCUUAUCCGUGAGCUAAUGAACGCGUACCCCCUCGAAAAUCUUCCCUAUGACCGCUCGCGUGCUACUGAUUUCCGUUGUUACGCCGUCAUCGCGCAUGUCCUCAUGAACUACCCCAAAGGCAAGAACAUCGCUCUUGGCGCCACCCUGACCAAAUGGCUCGACCUGACAGCCGAGGUAUCGGACUCAUUCAGGACGAAGAUGAUCGAGGCGCUGGAACGUGCCGAGGAGAUCAAAGUUCCCGAGCAGAAUGGCAAGGGCAAGGUGUCACCAGUGGAGGUCAUUUUUAUCGUCAUUCUCGCGAGUAUCAUCAAGGAGAAGGAAAAUCUAUCAGCCUUGGUGAAGGACAUGCGGGCAGAUGUUCGUGAAGCUUUCCGCGACGUCCGGACGAAUAUUUCAGUUGGGAAGCAUAUGCUGGAGUUCGUCAAGCAGGCGGAUAAAGGGAGGAAGGGGAGCCGAUAUUUGGAGGACGAAUUGGAGGAGGAACGGAUACCGCUUCCUAGGAGGAGUCGAAAGUUGAAGACGGCCAGGGACUCGGAGGACUUUAGGCAGGCGACAGGCAACAUUCGUGGAUUGCAGGGGGAGAGCCCUCCAAAUCCGCAAAACUUGCCAUCUCCCAAUACCAUCACUUAGAUAUGUGACAUCUAUGAUAUAUUUUUCGCUGUCGACGCCUUUCUACUACUAUGCCUUGUUGUAAAAUUUUUUUUGGGAGAUCCGAACGCCAAGUUCUUCGCAGCGCUUCGCAUUUGUCUAGAAUGUAUCAUCAAGAGAGGGUCCCACCACAUACGACUC
Guyanagaster necrorhizus is the source of this 1575-nucleotide messenger RNA. RefSeq lists its product as uncharacterized. Bases 1 to 1416 code for a protein of 471 amino acids. The record is from RefSeq and is a predicted model, not a curated record. Lineage: Eukaryota; Fungi; Basidiomycota; Agaricomycetes; Agaricales; Physalacriaceae. The transcript is spliced from 6 exons.